Messenger RNA from Sesamum indicum (sesame), 1683 nucleotides. Its product is annotated as ATP citrate lyase (ACL) family protein. The record is from RefSeq and is a predicted model, not a curated record. Gene Ontology annotation, molecular function: succinate-CoA ligase (ADP-forming) activity; ATP binding. Gene Ontology annotation, biological process: succinyl-CoA metabolic process; tricarboxylic acid cycle. NCBI's taxonomy places the organism in Eukaryota, Viridiplantae, Streptophyta, Magnoliopsida, Lamiales, Pedaliaceae. Gene Ontology annotation, cellular component: mitochondrion; succinate-CoA ligase complex.
CAAACCAAAAGGAGAGGGGUAGUAAGGAAUGGAAGGUUAAAAGUGUAAAAGUACCAUAUAAUUGUUGCUGCAAAAUCAGGGUUGAAAAUUAAACAAAACAAGAACUGAAAAAGCGUUGCUAGGGGUUCGCUAAUCGCUAUUGCUUCGCCGGCGUUGUUCGAUCUAGGAUCUUCAGGGAGAAAGGAAAAGAAAUGGUUAGAGGAUUGCUGGGAAAACUCGCUAGUCGGUCUCUCUCCGCGGCCGGAAAAUGGCAGCAGCAGCAGCUCCGCCGCCUCAACAUCCACGAGUAUCAGGGAGCUGAAUUAAUGAGCAAGCAUGGAGUCAAUGUUCCAAAAGGCGUGGCAGUUGGUUCUGUUGAUGAAGUCAGGAAGGUGUUGCAAGAAGUAUUCCCCAACCAGAGUGAGGUGGUGGUGAAGUCACAAAUCCUUGCUGGUGGACGAGGGCUAGGAACUUUUAAGAGUGGCCUCCAGGGUGGUGUUCAUAUAGUGAAGGCUGAUCAGGUUGAGGACAUAGCUGGGAAAAUGCUUGGCCAGAUACUUGUUACUAAACAAACUGGGCCUCAAGGAAAAGUUGUCAGCAAGGUUUAUUUGUGCGAGAAGUUGUCCCUUGUCAAUGAGAUGUACUUUGCCAUUACUCUUGAUCGUAAAUCUGCUGGUCCUCUUAUUAUUGCCUGUAAGAAGGGAGGAACCAGUAUCGAAGAUCUGGCAGAGAGUCAUCCAGAACUGAUUGUAAAGGUACCUAUUGACGUUUUCACUGGAAUUACCGAUGAGGAUGCUGCAAAGGUAGUUGAUGGAUUGUCUCCGAAGGUGGCUGAUAGGAAUGCUUGUAUUGAACAAGUCAAAAAGUUAUAUGAACUUUUCUGCAAAUGUGACUGCACAUUGUUGGAGAUCAAUCCUAUUGCUGAGACUUCUGAUAAGCAGUUGGUAGCUGCUGAUGCAAAACUCAACUUUGAUGAUAAUGCUGCUUUCCGGCAGAAAGAAAUAUUUGCUCUUAGGGAUCCAACACAAGAGGACCCCCGUGAGGUUGCUGCAGCAAAGGCUGACCUGAAUUACAUUGGUUUAGAUGGAGAAAUCGGUUGUAUGGUAAAUGGUGCUGGGUUGGCCAUGGCUACAAUGGAUAUAAUCAAGUUACACGGGGGAACUCCAGCCAAUUUUCUUGAUGUUGGUGGAAAUGCUUCUGAAGGCCAGGUUGUGGAGGCUUUCAAAAUUUUGACUUCAGAUGAGAAAGUUAAGGCUAUUCUUGUGAAUAUAUUUGGAGGAAUAAUGAAGUGCGAUGUAAUAGCCAGUGGAAUUGUCAAUGCUGCUAAACAGGUUCAACUGAAAGUACCUGUGGUUGUUCGUCUUGAAGGCACAAACGUUGACCAGGGAAAAAGAAUCCUAAAGGAAAGUGGUAUGGCACUAAUCACUGCCGAAGAUCUAGAUGAUGCAGCUGAGAAAGCAGUAAAAGCCUUGUCAAGCUGAAACAUCUUAUCAUCUAGUUCAGCCUAAAUUGCUGGAGACCGCUUCUUCCCUUGCUUUUCCAGGGUAAAGUCUAUACAUGAAGGAGAGUUCUACCUUUCUUGAUUUCAUAUAAAAGGAAGGCAUUCGUAUAUGUUUUGGUUUGUUCUUGUUACCAGUGAUUUUUUCUACCAUAAAGCACCCAGCGUUGUUCAAUUUAUGAAAGCUGCAGAAACAAUUUUCUUUU